GAAAGAUGCACACACAGUUGAGUCAGGGAACGGAGUGUGUGUGGACGGGUGUGUGAGAGAGCUGACUAUACACAGGGUCCAGGGCUGCCGUUCACAAGAGUCCCUUACCUGUGCGGAACAAAUAGUGAAUUGGAGAUGAAAAGGCGCCCCCGUGCCAAUGACCAAAAUAAGGGCGAGCGAGUGCUUAGGCUGAACGCAUAGGCUAUUUUAGUGAAUGUUCUAACGAUUUCUGAGACAGUUUUGAGUGAAGGUAAAUUUGGACUCUUAAUUCCUACUCUGUUAGUCUUUAAUUUGUAUUUUUCACCUGGAUUUGUAUCACUGUGUGAUUUGUAUCACUGAGUGCUCAAUGGAAGAAGAAAAUAACUUGCAUCCAAGAGAUCCAACAAGUGGCUGAAUUAAUAUUAUUUAUCUGCAUGAACGACUGGACAAAAACAACGGAUUUAAGCAUCGUUGAAUUGUCUCAUUGUCUUUGUCUGCCUCUCUUCUACCGCACGGUUCCUUCCUAUCCAUGGACUUGACCACCGCACCCUCUUUGAAAGUAAAGUUGUGAACGACUCUCUGAAGAACCACUCAUAUGAAGACCAGGUCACAGGUGGCAGCCCCAGACCGUCACCGCAGCCAUGCCUAUCAUGCAUCCAAUCACCUCCAAUUUGAUGUACCGGGGCAUCUGCACUAUCCCGGACAUGCUCGCCUACCGAGCCCCGGUCAACCUGCCCGAGGACGAGGUUGAAGAGAUCCGCGAGGCGUUCAAGGUGUUUGACCGUGAUGGGAAUGGCUUUAUUUCCAAGCAGGAGCUAGGCAUGGCCAUGAGAUCCCUGGGAUACAUGCCCAACGAGGUGGAGCUGGAGGUCAUCAUACAGAGACUGGACAUGGACGGUGAUGGUCAGGUGGAUUUUGAGGAGUUUGUCACUCUCCUCGGACCCAAGCUGACAGCAGCCGGGAUGCCUGACAAGUUCCACGGAACCGACUUUGACUCCGUGUUCUGGAAGACUGACAUGCAGAAGCUGACGGUGGAGGAGCUGAAGAGGCUGCUGUACGAUACGUUCUGCGACCACCUGACCAUGAAGGACAUCGAGAACAUCAUCAAGACCGAGGAGAGCCAUAUAGAGAACGCAGGGGCCUGCCAGGUGGAUAUAGACACUAGUCCAACGCAGCAAGUCAAGCAGACGUGUGUACGCAAGAGCCUGAUAUGUGCUUUCGCCAUUGCUUUCAUCAUCAGUGUCAUGCUUAUCGCAGCCAAUCAGGUGCUGCGGAGCGGCAUGAAGUAGACGGGGACACCUAUGGCCUCCUGACCCUCUGAAAGAGACUAAUGUAAGACACCUGGACAAAUGACUGAGGAAAAACUUCUAAACCACAAACACAACCAUGACCAGAACAACAACAAUGACAAAAACAACAACAGAUGAUCAAACCAACAUUUAAAUAAACUGAAAGGAAAAUAAUACAUGGCUCUCAUCCAAUUGACUUCAUGGGCAUAUUUCCCAACUUGCUCCUUAAACUCCUUUCUAAAUGGAACCCAUUGAGCCACUACUAUGUGGGCCUGGAGGAUGACCAUCAUCUGUGCAUGAAGUGCAUGGAUUUAACCAGUCGUCUCUUGAAACAUUUGUAGAAGUUAUAAUAAGUGUAUAUCCAUAGAACUGUGUAACAAACAUAGGUGUGUUUUAAAUCACGUAUGGCCAACUGUGACUUUCACUUUUGUUAAUGGGGUUGGGGUCGGAGGUCAAGGUGUCAGGUUAAGGACCAAAGUUCAGUGGUCAGGGGAGGGAAUGGAGAAUUUGUUUUCUGUACUGUUUACCAAAUAAUAUUUAAUGAUAGGAAUACUUCACAGUUCUGCAUGAACAUAAGGGCUGUUUAGUAGACUACAUGCUCGUAUUGUAAAAGUAGUUUGUUGGGGAACUGUUCUUAUCGACGUACUGUGGACUAUUAACUUCACUGAGCACCCCAUGACGAUCAUCAUAGUAUAUCUUACUGCCAAUGAAAAACAGCUCAGACGUGAUGGAUUGUAUUAGCAUAUCACUGAGAAAUCCUAAAGUAUGUUAUUGAUAUUUGUUAUAUGUGCAUAGCCUAGUGCAGGUAGCUAAGUGGUUAGAGCUUUUUGCCAGUAACCGAACGGUUGCUGGAUCAAAUCCCCGAGCCGACAACAUACAAAUCUGUCAUUCUGCCCCUGAACAAGGCAGUUAACCCUUCUGUUCUCCGGUAGGCUGUCAUUGUAAAUAAGAAUUUGCUCUUAACACAUUUGUUUUUAUUAACAUACAAAGAAGAGGGUUGUUAGCUCUGUAUAAGAUGAAUGAUGGAAUAUAUUUUGUGCUCCUUGGUCAGUCCUAUUUACAUGGCUAUAUUGAGCAAUAAAUCAUGAGUAUAUAUAUAUCACAUGUGAUAUCACCGGCCAGACAUGAUCUAUAUAGUCCUUUAGGCUCAUCUAUAGGGCAGCCCUGCAUUGGUGAAUCAAAGCAGGAGCAAUUACCUUCAAUCUGAUUCUGUCCCAUGUUAGGUUCUUGUUGUCCUUGGGAUGCAAAGCCCGGACGUCUAUGAGAUAAAAGAAACAAACAAAAAUUACUCAUCUUUAAAGGACCUAAACAGUUAUUCUGAAACUACCAGGAAGUUUAACAAGACAGGCUAAGUGGGUGGGGAGCUUAUAUUCAUGAGCUCACCUUGACUGACAGCUUUUUGAAAGCUCUAUGUCAAGCAACUUGGAUGUUUUGAGAAGUGUUGCAGUAAAAUCAUCUCAAGCACAUUUGGUGAUACACAAAGCAACUCAAACAACGUUAAAAUUGCAUCAAUUCAAUAUAUAUAUUUUUUAUACAUCUCCUGUUUGGAAUGUCUCCUUGUGAUGAGGUUUACAGCAGCACUGACGAUUUGUUGGCUUUUGUUCCAUGCUGGCUGAAUACCUAGCUAACCAGAAAUGAACACCAGACACGGAUGAAUGGGGUAACAUAUACAGUAAGUAGCUUUGCCAUAGAUGAAGAGGGUAAACUUUUAAUUAUAUUUACUAUCACCCUACAGUCAAAAUUUAGCACCAGUAGAGUAGCUAUCUAGCUAUGUGCACCACGCCUCUCUGAAAACACAUAUUUUUUAUUGGUUACAGGGCAGAACGUAUUUAGGUAAGAUAACAUCAUGUUACAAUUGGUGUAAUAAAAUGAGAGUUAAAGGGAUGUCACCUUGAUUCCAAGUGUUCCAAGUGUUUAACAUGGGGGAGGGGACCAGUAACUUUAUGAUAAAACUAUGUCAAUGUAGAAGCAACAGUCAUUUUUCAUGGGCAUCAUAGUUUGAUGACCAAAGUUUCCUUCCGAUAUUUCAUGAAAACUUGAUUAAGACUGUUCAUGACCAUUAAGGCACUACUGAAACAUCAGGUUUCUAUCCUCUUUCAUUCUGGAACUAUACCGCAGCUAUACUGAACAUCACAUGGCCUGUGAAGCUCUGCAAUAAAGCACUACUCCAUGCCUGUGUAACAUUUACGCUAUCCCAGUGGUCUUUAAAGUGUUCUGCAUGUUUGCCAAUGUUGCCAUUGAAUGACGUCCAUGAAUACUGAGAGAAUCUGUAUACAUAUGUAAGAUACAAAUGUCAACCAAAGCUAUGAAAGUAAAUCACUGUAUGUAGUUAAAGGUCUCUUACAAACCACAAGAUCAUGAACAUUUAAUAGCUCAUCAUUAGGGCCUAGAUUCAAUCAGUUCCAGCGCUAUCUGACAACUGCAUAGCAGUUUCAUUGUUUUGUUGAGGUGAUGUCUAGGUGUGAUAGAUGCCUUGUUUAGGUGAUGUAACUGUGCUGGAGCUAUCAAAUUGGUGAGCCGCUGCUCUUGUCGUCAUUGUCACGUUUGACAUUUUACUGCAAUGUUAGGCGCUAGCAACAAAAGCAUUUCGCUGUACCCACCAUAACAUCUGCUAAACUGUGUAUGCGACCAAUAAACUUUGAUUUGAUACCACACCGUCCUUAAACUCCCACCUGUGUUAUAAGUUCAGAACGAGAAAAUGUAGCCAAAAUAGAAAAAAUGACACUCAAAUUGAAAAUCCUUGAAGUAAACAAUGAAGAUUUAUACAACAAAAUAUACAUUACCGCUCAAAAGUUUGGGGUCAUUUAGAAAUGUCCUUGCUUUUGAAAGAAAAGCACAUUUUUUUGUCCAUUAA
Oncorhynchus tshawytscha (Chinook salmon) is the source of this 4122-nucleotide messenger RNA. RefSeq names its product calcium-binding protein 7. Gene Ontology annotation, molecular function: calcium ion binding. The transcript has 6 exons. Bases 621 to 1268 code for a protein of 215 amino acids. The record is from RefSeq and is a predicted model, not a curated record. Lineage: Eukaryota; Metazoa; Chordata; Actinopteri; Salmoniformes; Salmonidae.